This is a messenger RNA of Scheffersomyces amazonensis, 1186 nucleotides long. RefSeq names its product carnitine:acyl carnitine antiporter (gene CRC1). Gene Ontology annotation, biological process: mitochondrial transport; carnitine transmembrane transport. Gene Ontology annotation, cellular component: mitochondrial envelope. The transcript is spliced from 2 exons. The coding region runs from base 145 to 1005 and encodes 286 amino acids. Lineage: Eukaryota; Fungi; Ascomycota; Pichiomycetes; Serinales; Debaryomycetaceae. Gene Ontology annotation, molecular function: O-acyl-L-carnitine transmembrane transporter activity. The record is from RefSeq and is a predicted model, not a curated record.
UAAUAUAUAAAUAAAUCAUAUUCUUCCUUUGGUAUAGUUAGUUAGUUUUAAAAGAGAAGUAAGAUAUUCUUCUAGUUGCUUGAUUUUUAUUAGAUUUAGACUUAUAGACUUUUUGGAGAAAUUAUAAAAGUGACGGAAUUAAAUAUGGAAGAAGUUGAUAGUGUAUUGGUGGAUAAUGUUAAAUCAUUUGCUGCUGGUGGUUUUGGUGGUAUUUGUGCUGUUUUAACUGGUCACCCUUUUGAUUUAGUUAAAGUUAGAUUACAAACUGGUUUAUAUAAAUCAUCAAUUGAAUGUGUUAAACAAACCAUUGUUAAAGAUGGAGCUUUGGGACUUUAUCGAGGUGUUUUACCUCCAUUAUUAGGAGUUACCCCAAUGUUUGCUGUAUCUUUCUGGGGUUAUGAUGUAGGUAAGAAAUUGGUUGCUUAUUCAUCUGGUAAAUCCAUUGAUCAAUUUACUAUCCGUGAUAUUUCUACAGCAGGUUUCAUUAGUGCUAUUCCAACAACUUUAGUUGCAGCACCUUUUGAAAGAAUCAAAGUCAUGAUGCAAAUUCAAGAAGGCAAAUCUUCUAACAAUACCAUGGGAGCUGUUGUUAAAGAAAUGUAUAGAACUGGUGGUAUUAGAUCAAUUUUCAAAGGGUCAGUAGCUACUUUAGCAAGAGAUGGUCCUGGUUCCGCCUUAUAUUUUGCAACUUAUGAAUAUGUUAAAGAAAAAUUAUCUAAACCAGGAAGUAAUGAAUUAUCAUUGGUUGCUAUUAUGACAGCUGGUGGUUCUGCUGGUGUAGCCAUGUGGUUAGGUGUUUUCCCAAUUGAUACUAUUAAAUCAACUCAACAAUCAUCAAAUACUCCAAUUUCAAUCUCUCAAGUCACAAAGAAUAUUUACGCCAAAGGUGGUAUUAAAGCUUUCUUCCCUGGUGUUGGACCUGCUUUGGCCAGAUCUUUCCCUGCUAAUGCUGCUACUUUCUUAGGAGUUGAGCUUGCUAAGAAUUUCUUCGAUAACGUUGUAUAAGCUUCAUUCUUCUUUAGCAUUCUGCAUUUCUCGACUAAAAAAGUUGUUCACAAGAAUACUUUCAAUUCUUACAUCACUCACUUGUAUAACCCUAUUGUUUACUAUUUAUUAUAUAUAACUAUUUAUUCUUUAUAUUUAUUUAUAUUUAUUUAUAUUUAUUUUUAUAUAUAUUAUUUCUAUU